AUGCGAUUGGUUUCGGGUCAAAAGGCGAUCUGUGUAUUCUUGGACCUUCUUGCCACCACUAUUUGUUUGGCACUCUUUCUGGUAACCUUUACAAUAUCAGCAAAACCAUUUCUUUGUUUUGUUUUGCAGGAUAACACGAGCGGUGAGAAGCAGUACAUCUUCCUGAGCCUCAUUGUCUUCGCCACUGACGCCGCCUGCUUCGCCGUUCUGUUCUACACAGUUUACAUGGGCAUUCGGUCGGGAGGACACAAUUUCAGUCUCUCGGCGCUCUGGACAUUCCUUUUUCCAUUCAAAAAUGUGUACACCGGACAGUUUGGUAAGUCAGAGAACGAUUUCGAGCUCAAUAACUAUUAUUUUUCAGUGUGCAUCGUGUGCAAGGUGAUAUUCGAAGUGUUGAUCGCCGUCCGUCUCACUUGGGCCGAUUCUAUUCCCUACAUUAUAAUAUUCGUUCCGUUCUGGAUUUUUUGCGGCAUUAUUUUUGCAGAUCUCACUCGCCGACUUGUCAGUAUUUAUCAGAAAAGCAACACGCAAAACAGUGUUCGUUGA
Messenger RNA from Caenorhabditis sp. 36 PRJEB53466, 546 nucleotides. The record is from the annotation of a GenBank genome assembly. Lineage: Eukaryota; Metazoa; Nematoda; Chromadorea; Rhabditida; Rhabditidae.